AAAUAAAAAAAAAUUGAAGAAAACAAAAACAAUAACAAAAACACACUAUUCGAUCUACAGAGCAAAAGGGUUCGCAUCUGUCUCUCUCUUCGCACCGACUUUUCCAUUUUUCGGCUGAAAUUCGGACUGGUGAAAGGGUCUCUAUAAGCUUGCUUCGUCGCUUGUUCUUGCUUUCAAUAUUUUUGUUUCCCGACGACAAAAUCAAUAACUUGUACCGAAAGACAACAAAGUGGGAGCAAAGCGAGCCAAGUUCAUUAUUGUUUAUUUGUAUUGACCUUGAAGAAGAGAGGGAAAGGAAAAUUGGUCUGAGAAAAGGAAGGAAAAUUUUGUGGGUUUGGAUUUGGAUUUGGAUUUGGAUUUCACCGUUUGGCAUUAUUGGAAGAAUCAAUCAGUUUGUUCUCUGAUCUGGGUUUUGAUUGAACUCUCAUCGGUAUUAAAGGAAUCGGAAGCCAAGGCUUCCGAUCCGGUUGAAGUCAUUCGAAAUGGCUGGUUCAGUCAGUUUUGCCGUUGGAUCUCUUGUUUGGGUGGAGGAUCCUGAUGAUGCUUGGUUAGAUGGGGAAGUUGUGGAGGUCAAUGGUGAAGAGAUUAAAGUUCUUUGUACUUCAGGGAAGACGGUUAUUGUUAAGGCUUCUAAUGCCUAUCCCAAAGAUGCCGAAGCACCACCAUGUGGAGUUGAUGAUAUGACAAGGCUGGCUUAUUUGCAUGAACCAGGAGUUCUAUAUAAUUUAAAAUCUAGAUAUGACAUUAAUGAAAUCUAUACUUACACAGGGAAUAUAUUGAUUGCUGUGAACCCUUUUAGAAGACUACCACAUCUAUAUGAUAACCAUAUGAUGGCACAAUAUAAAGGGGCAGCUUUUGGGGAACUGAGUCCGCAUCCUUUUGCUGUUGCGGAUGCAGCGUACAGGCAAAUGAUCAAUGAGGGAAUAAGUCAGUCAAUAUUGGUUAGUGGCGAAAGUGGUGCAGGUAAAACAGAAAGCACAAAAAUGCUUAUGCGUUAUCUCGCUUACAUGGGAGGGAGAGUUGCAGCUGAGGGAAGGACUGUUGAGCAGAAAGUCUUAGAGUCUAAUCCUGUUCUAGAAGCAUUUGGUAAUGCAAAGACUGUCAGAAACAAUAAUUCAAGUCGUUUUGGUAAGUUUGUGGAGCUUCAAUUUGACCAGAGGGGAAGGAUUUCGGGAGCUGCUAUAAGAACUUAUUUGCUUGAAAGAUCUCGUGUUUGUCAAGUGUCUGAUCCUGAGAGAAAUUAUCAUUGUUUCUACAUGCUUUGUGCUGCUCCACCGGAGGAUGUUGAAAGGUACAAAUUGGGGAAUCCAAGAACAUUUCAUUAUCUAAAUCAAUCAAAUUGCUAUGACUUGGAUGGAAUUGAUGAUUCAAAAGAAUACAUAGCAACAAAGAGGGCCAUGGAUGUUGUUGGAAUGAGUUCUGAGGAGCAGGAUGGAAUUUUUCGAGUUGUGGCUGCAAUUCUGCAUUUAGGAAAUAUUGAUUUUGCAAAGGGAAAGGAAAUGGAUUCGUCUAUGCCCAAGGACGAAAAAUCUUGGUUCCAUUUAAGAACUGCUGCAGAGUUGUUCAUGUGUGAUCCAAAGGCUUUAGAGGAUUCUCUUUGCAAACGUGUAAUUGUAACUCGUGACGAAACAAUCACAAAAUGGCUGGAUCCAGAAGCUGCAGCUGUCAGUAGAGAUGCGUUGGCAAAAGUUGUUUACUCACGGUUGUUUGACUGGCUGGUGGAUAAGAUCAAUAAUUCAAUUGGUCAAGACCCAACGUCAAAGUUUUUAAUUGGAGUGCUGGAUAUUUAUGGAUUUGAGAGUUUCAAGACAAACAGCUUUGAGCAAUUUUGCAUCAAUUUGACAAAUGAAAAGCUUCAGCAACACUUUAACCAGCACGUUUUCAAAAUGGAGCAAGAAGAAUAUACGAAAGAAGAAAUUGAUUGGAGCUACAUUGAAUUCGUUGAUAAUCAAGAUAUUUUAGAUCUCAUUGAAAAGAAACCUGGUGGCAUAAUAGCUCUUCUGGAUGAAGCUUGUAUGUUCCCAAGAUCAACACAUGAAACCUUUGCCCAAAAGCUGUACCAGACAUUCAAAAACCAUAAACGCUUCACUAAGCCAAAAUUAUCACGUUCUGAUUUCACUAUUUGCCAUUAUGCUGGUGAUGUCACCUAUCAAACUGAAUUUUUUCUGGACAAAAACAAAGAUUAUGUUAUUGCUGAACAUCAAGCACUCUUGAGUGCUUCCAAAUGUUCCUUUGUGUCGGGUUUGUUUCCACUUUCAUCUGAGGAGUCCUCUAAACAAUCAAAGUUCUCUUCAAUAGGUUCACGGUUCAAGCAACAAUUGCAACAAUUGCUUGAAACUCUGAGUUCGACCGAGCCUCGUUAUAUUCGCUGUGUGAAGCCCAAUAAUCUUCUUAAGCCAGCUAUUUUUGAGAAUAGCAAUGUUCUACAACAACUGCGUUGUGGGGGAGUCAUGGAAGCAAUUAGGAUCAGUUGUGCUGGAUAUCCUACAAGAAAACCGUUUUUGGAAUUUGUAGAUCGAUUUGGCAUGCUGGCACCUGAAGUUUUGGAUGGGAGUACGGACGAGUUUGAUGCUUGCAAGAGGCUCCUAGAGAAGGUGGGAUUGCAAGGCUAUCAGAUUGGUAAGACAAAGGUGUUUCUAAGGGCUGGUCAAAUGGCAGAACUGGAUGCCCGCAGAAUUGAGGUCUUAGGAAGAUCAGCAAGCAUUAUUCAGAGGAAAAUCCGUUCUUACAUGGCUCGCAAAACUUUUGUCUUAGUUCGUCGUUCUGCAAUACAGAUUCAAUCUGUGUGUAGAGGACAACUUGCUCGGGAAGUUUACGAGAACAUUAGAAGAGAAGCUUCUUGUCUGAGAAUUCAGAGAGAUUUUCGUAUGCAUCUUGCUAGGAAAGCUUAUAAAGAAUUGUGCUCCUCUGCUGUUUCUAUUCAGGCUGGCAUGCGUGGAAUGGUUGCACGUGAUGAGCUUCGCUUUAGAAGGCAGACAAAAGCAGCAAUUAUUGUUCAGAGCCAUUGUCGCAAAUACUUAGCAUGCUUGCACUAUACGAAGUUAAAGAAAGCUGCAAUCACCACACAAUGUGCAUGGAGGGGAAAAGUUGCUCGUAGAGAAUUGAAGAAGCUUAAGAUGGCUGCAAGGGAAACUGGCGCUCUUCAAGCUGCCAAAAAUAAACUGGAGAAGCAAGUUGAAGAACUAACAUGGCGAUUACAGCUGGAGAAGCGCAUGAGGGCUGAUGUGGAAGAAGCCAAAACCCAAGAAAAUGUGAAAUUACAGUCUGCGAUGCAAGAGAUGCAACUUCAAUUCAAAGAAACUAAAGAAAUGCUCAUGAAGGAACGUGAGGCUGCCAAAAAGGCAGUGGAGCAAAUCCCCAUCAUACAGGAGGUCGCAGUCAUUGACCAUGCAGUGGUGGAUAAACUUGCUGCUGAAAAUGAGAAACUCAAGGCCUUGGUUAGUUCGUUAGAAAAGAAAAUUGAUGAAACAGAGAAAAAAUUUGAAGAGACAAACAAAGUUAGUGAGGAGAGGUUGAAGCAGGCUUUGGAGGCAGAAUCAAAGAUAAUUCAGCUGAAGACUUCUAUGCAAAGGCUUGAAGAAAAAAUUUCUGACAUGGAAUCUGAGAACCAAAUUCUUCGACAGCAGUCCUUAUUUAAUGCUCCUGUUAAAUUUGUGUCGGAACAUCCAUCAACUCCAGUAACUAAGAACUUGGAGAAUGGUAACCAUGUGAACGAAGAGAAUAAGUCAAAUGAACUGCAAACUGUCACACCUACUAAGAAGUUUGGGACAGAAUCUGAUAGCAAGUUUAGAAGAUCUCUGAUUGAACGUCAACAUGAGAAUGUCGAUUCUCUUAUCAACUGUAUUAUGAAGGAGGUUGGUUUUAGCCAAGGCAGUCCUGUUGCAGCAUUUACUAUUUACAAAUGCCUUCUCCAGUGGAAAUCUUUUGAGGCUGAAAGGACAAGCGUGUUUGAUCGUCUCAUUCAGACGAUUGGUUCAGCUAUUGAGAAUCAAGAUAACAACGAUCAUAUGGCUUAUUGGCUAUCAAAUACCUCUACAUUGUUGUUCUUGCUCCAAAGAAGUUUAAAAACUGCUGGUGCAUCUGGUGCAACCCCACACCGAAAGCCACCCGCUCCUACAUCACUGUUUGGGAGAAUGACUAUGGGUUUCCGCUCGUCUCCUUCUUCUGCAAAUCUUGCACCUGCACAUGACACAGUACGCCAAGUUGAAGCAAAAUACCCAGCUCUGCUUUUCAAGCAGCAGCUCACAGCGUAUGUGGAGAAAAUCUACGGAAUCAUUCGAGACAACUUGAAAAAGGAGUUGGCAUCAUUGCUUUCCUUGUGUAUUCAGGCACCAAGAACAUCCAAGGGGGGUGUGCUAAGAUCUGGGCGGUCCUUUGGCAAGGAUUCUCCAUCGAAUCACUGGCUGAGCAUUAUUGAAUGUCUCAACACUCUUCUCAGUACAUUGAAAGAAAAUUUUGUUCCUCCAAUUCUUGUUCAGAAAAUCUUUUCUCAAACUUUCUCAUACAUCAAUGUCCAACUCUUCAAUAGUCUUCUUCUACGUCGUGAGUGUUGUACAUUUAGCAAUGGGGAAUAUGUGAAAUCUGGGUUAGCAGAAUUAGAGCUUUGGUGUUGCCAAGCAAAGGAAGAGUAUGCAGGCUCAUCAUGGGAUGAACUUAAGCACAUAAGACAAUCUGUUGGGUUUUUGGUUAUACAUCAGAAAUAUAGAAUUUCCUACGAUGAAAUUACCAACGAUCUGUGCCCUAUUCUAAGUGUCCAGCAGCUGUAUAGAAUAUGCACUUUGUACUGGGAUGACAACUAUAAUACUCGAAGUGUAUCUCCCAAUGUCAUUUCCAGCAUGAGGGUACUAAUGACAGAAGACUCUAAUGAUGCUGGCAGCAGUUCCUUCUUGUUGGAUGACAAUUCCGGCAUUCCUUUUUCGGUUGAUGACCUCACCAAGUCACUGCAAGAGAAGGAUUUUUCAAAUAUCAAACCUGCAGCAGAACUUGUUGAGAAUCCAGCCUUCCAAUUUUUAGAUGAAUGAGGGUAAAGGAUUUUCGAGCAUGCUUUCGCCUAUUCUGCCAAAUUAGGCAGAUUUCUCGAACAGUACAUUAAUAUGCUGUAAAUCUUAUUUUAUUUUAUUUAUUUAUUCUUCCCUUUUUUGUGUUUCACUAUAGAUUUUUUGUCAACAUCCCCCGCCAAGUUGUAAAAUUAUUUUUGCAUUUAGAUUUGUAAAAUAUCUAUAGAAAACUGGCGGGGAAUUCACCUUUCUCCAUCGAGAGUGUUUUUGCUUUAAUAUUGUUUUAUUCUUCUGCCAACUGUGGGCAGCAUUCUUUAUAGGGAGCUUAGAAGAGAGCUCAGAAGAAAUGCCUAUUGUUUUAGUAAUUGGUGAGCUGCUAUAUAGUUUUUGCUUGCUUUUCACCCAAUUUCGUCGUGUAAUGAACAGAUCAUAUGAACUCAAAAACAAAUUUGUAUGAGAAGUAUUUGGUUGAUUUGUUCUUGUGGCUCCA
Camellia sinensis is the source of this 5487-nucleotide messenger RNA. RefSeq names its product myosin-6. Gene Ontology annotation, molecular function: microfilament motor activity; ATP binding; actin filament binding. Lineage: Eukaryota; Viridiplantae; Streptophyta; Magnoliopsida; Ericales; Theaceae. The record is from RefSeq and is a predicted model, not a curated record. Gene Ontology annotation, biological process: actin filament organization. Gene Ontology annotation, cellular component: actin cytoskeleton; membrane; myosin complex.